AGUCACAGGGUAUUGAAAACGCAGUACUUAUCUAUACCUUUAGAUGGCGCUAGCUAAUAUAUCCACCAUCAGGCGCUGACAACAACGAAGAAGAAACGAGGCGCCACAUUUGAAUAGUUCACCAAAAUAACUUGCUUGACGCAGUCAUUUUCUGGGCUUUUUCGAAAAGCGGUGGGUUCCAGGAAUUGAACAUGGAUACAACGGGAAGGUUUUUUUGGAAGCUGAAAAAGCUGGCGGUGACGCUGGAAACAGAAACAGUUAAACUGCAAAGGAGGUUUGAGAACCAACAGAACGACGACGAUGACGACGAGUCAUCGUCCAGGGCUUUGAGAGCGUUUCACGAAAUCAACUGCGACGUCCAAAACCUCAAGGGACUGGUUGAUGACACCCUUACUCAACAGAACACCCAUGAAAACAAAGUGACCGCUUUCAUCAAAAGCUGCAAAAUAGUUGAGCAACACAUUGCUGAGGAUAUUUCUAAAGUGAAGUCUCACUGGGAGAAAUAUGGUUACCAGGCUCCUUGUGCCAAAAAGCCAAAGGUACCAUCUACAGAAUCCAAAGACUCAGUGGAAGAAGAUAAAGUCACAGAUAAAAGUGAAAACAAAGAAUUGGCGAGCUUGGAAGAGCCAGACGGAAGCCUCUGCCCUGUUCCUAAUGUGCCCACUGACCGACUGCGAACACCACAAAUGUCGGACUAUGGCCUGUCUGAGAUGCACCUGAAGAGAAAGAUGGCAGAAUGGAUCUCAGAGGCUCCUCUGGCGCCCGAGUUGAGCGUUUCUCAACCGUCAAUGAAAACACCUGAACUACCCGUCAUGUCCGCCAUUCCCAAAUGUGUGCUGAAAAUGGAUGAGGAAGAACUCCAGACACCUCAGAUGGCCCAUUUUGGUAUCUCCGACGAGACCUUGUUUUUGAACAAUGACUUUACCAUGGAUCUUUUCCGCAAGGAUAAGGAUGUCAAAAAGCCUGCAAGAUCACUGCCAGAUCCCCCGACAACACCAGUGAACGCCAUAAAAACUGUUGAAGUAAAAGAUGAUGAGGGAUCUCCCGAGCAAUCGGUGGUCUGCACACCUGGGAACAUCCUUCCUGCCACUCCCGAGCUCCCUGUUUUCAAAACUCCCUUCAUGAAACACCUGUUGAGCAAGUCUAAACCAGCUGAGUCACAACCUGAAUUUUCCUGCACCGAUGACCUUCACGAAACACCGGUGGCCAAGCUUGGUUUCUGCGAGCAAGCGUGGGACGAUGAUGUCACUGGCGAUCUCAUACCGGUGAUGCCCAAACUAGAGUCCCAGCUGGGAAAUACUUUGCUAAGUAGUAUGAGAAAGCUUGAAAGAUCUAGAGCAGAGUCAUUCAUAGGAACGAUGGACAUGGAUGGACCCACUCAAGAAUUUCAUUUGAGGACGCCACAUCACGACAGAAUGUGUAUGGAGCCUUCCACGCCUGAGAUGCCAGACCUGAGUUCAGUCACUCUGGAUAUUUGUAAACUCGUGUCUCAGACUUAUUCCAAAGAUGCAGACGUUCCAAAAAAAGGGCAACGCAGUCUUCUAUUUUCUCCCAAAGUUGUGAAGCAGGUGAGCGAAAGUGAGUUUCUGACUUUACCAGCUUACCUGAGACAAAUGAGUCUGCCCAGCCUCAACCAGACUGUUGUCAACCUCAACCAGUUCAUUUCAGAACACCAAGGGGAGAAGACUGAAUUUCAGAUGGAGGAGCUGACCAGAGUCACCAAGGCUGGGACCAGAGCCCCAAUCUACAUUCUGUGUCUCAGUGAACUCAGGAGGCUGAAGCUGGUGGGAGGAGCCAGGAACACGUCUGUGUACAGACUCAAUGAUGAAAUCUAAUAAGUGACCCACCCUCCUAGUAUUUACAUAUAGUCUGUUUGUCUCUCUAAAUUGCACUUUUCGU
Molecule: messenger RNA, 1899 nt
Organism: Synchiropus splendidus (mandarinfish)
Lineage: Eukaryota; Metazoa; Chordata; Actinopteri; Syngnathiformes; Callionymidae
Gene: ska3
Product: spindle and kinetochore associated complex subunit 3
Exons: 10
Coding region: 192-1835 (547 amino acids)
Biological process (GO): chromosome segregation; mitotic cell cycle
Cellular component (GO): outer kinetochore; spindle microtubule
Source: RefSeq, a predicted model, not a curated record